Molecule: messenger RNA, 2621 nt
Organism: Tympanuchus pallidicinctus (lesser prairie-chicken)
Lineage: Eukaryota; Metazoa; Chordata; Aves; Galliformes; Phasianidae
Product: transmembrane O-methyltransferase homolog
Biological process (GO): catecholamine catabolic process; developmental process; dopamine metabolic process
Molecular function (GO): catechol O-methyltransferase activity
Source: RefSeq, a predicted model, not a curated record
GCUCCGCCUUCCGGUUGGCUUGCGCGAACAGGGCGCAUGCGUACGAGUGCCCAGCGCUCUCUACCCGGGUGCUGGGUGCCGUCCCCGGCUAUGGGCUCACGGAGCGCCUCUUGGGAACCGCGAUCCGCGUUGGGAAGGGACGCGGGGCUGGCUGGUUGUAGAGAAAACCGUGGGGAAGGCAGGAUGACUGCGUGGGAAGGGAUGCACGCGUGGAGGGAGGGGUUGGCACAGCCAGAAAGGGGCUGAGCGGGUCUAGGAGGGAAUAAAAGCACGUGGAACGCGUUGUUCGUUGGGCUGCCAGCGCUUCGUACCAGAAUCCCCUCCCGUUCCAUCUCUAUUCCAGGCCCAUCCCAUCCCCACCCUUAUCUCUGCCUCACCUCCACCUGCAUCCCAUCCCACCCCAGUCCUUAUCUGUACCCCAUCCCCAUCUCUACACCAUCUCAUCCAAAUCUCUUCUCCGUCCCCAUCCAUACCCCAUCCCAUCCAUCUCAUCCCAUCCAUCCCAUCCGUCUCUACCCUGCCUCUACUCCAUCUCCACCCCACCCAAAUCCCUGCUCCAUCCCUACCCCAUCCUCAUCUCUACCCCAUCUCUACUCCAUCUCCAUCCUUACCUCUACCCCAUCCCCAUCUCUACACCAUCUCUAUUCCAUCCCAAUCCUUCUCUCUACCCCAUCCCCAUCUCUACUCCAUCCCAUCCAAAUCUUUACCCCAUCUCCAUCCCAAUCCUUAUCUCUACUCCAUCCCCAUCCCUACUCCAUCUCCAUCCCUAUUCCGCCCCACCUCUACUCCAUCUCCACCCAUCCCCAUCUCUACACCAUCUCUAUUCCAUCCCAAUCCUUAUCUCUACUCCAUCCCCAUCUCUACUCCAUCUCCGUCCCAUCCAAAUCCCUGCUCCAUCCCCACCCCACCUCAUUCCCAUCCUUAUCUCUAUCCCAUUUCUACUCCAUCGCCAUCUCCAUUCCAUCUCCAUCCCAUCCAAAUCCCUGCUCCAUCCCUAUUCCACCCUAUCUCUAUUCCAUUCCCAUCCCCAUUCUCAUCUCUUCCCCAUUCCCAUUUCUACACCAUCUCUAUUCCAUCCCAGUCUUUAUCUCUACUCCAUCCUUAUCUCUAUCCCACCCCCAUCUCUACUCCAUCUCUACUCCAUCCCAUUCGAAUUCCUGCUCCAUCCCCAUGCCCAUUCUUAUCUCUACCCCAUUUCUACUCCAUCCCCAUCCCAUCUGAAUCCCUCCCCCAUCCACAGAAUCACAGAAUGGCCAGGGUUGGAAGGCACCUCGAGGGUCAUGAAUCCCCAUCCCAGUCCCUACCUCAUCUCUACUCCAUCCCCAUCCCAUCCUCAUCCUUAUCUCUACUCCAUCCCCAUCCCAUCCCCAUCCUUAUCUCUACUCCAUCCCCAUCCCAUCCCAUCCCCAUCCUUAUCUCUACUCCAUCCCCAUCCCAUCCCAUCCCCAUCCUUAUCUCUACUCCAUCCCCAUCCCAUCCAACUCCCCACCCCACCCCCACCCCGUAACACAUCCCCAUUCAGCCCAGUAACCGGAGCCGGCUCAGGCUGUGCCUGAGGUGUCACCAUCAAUAAUUGAGCACAGAGCAGAGCCCGGCUGGGGACCUGGGGACACACUGAACACAACCAGAGGUGGGAACCACACCAGCAGCCCGAGACCCUCCUACGACUCCCAAAGUUUGGGGUGAGAGGAGGCAGGGCGCGCGGCGCAGGAUUCGGUGUCGUGGUUGUCGGGCGCAGGAGCCAGCAGGGCUGGCCAUGGUGUCUCCAGCCAUCGCUCUGGCCUUCCUCCCCUUCCUCAUCACCCUGCUGAUCCGUUACCGGCACUACCUGGUGCUGCUGUACCGCGCCGUGCUGCUGGCCUGGCUGCAGGACCGCCUCACCGGGGUGCCCCGCGAGCAGCGUGCCUUCCAGUACGUGCUGACCCACGCCAUCCCCGGGGACCCCCGGCACAUCCUGCACACCUUCGAUCAGUGGAGCUACCACUGCGAGCACCUCGGCUGCGUGGGACCCCUCAAAGGGAAGAUCGUGGAGAAGCUGCUGUGUGAGCGGGCGCCGCGCACCGUGCUGGAGUUGGGCACCUACUGCGGUUACGGCACCGUGCUGAUGGCCGCGGCGCUGCCGCCGGGCGCCCGGCUCUACACGGUGGAACCAAACCCCCACCACGCCUCCGUGGCCGAGAAGGUGAUCCGGCUGGCAGGCUUCGACGAGCAGACGGUGAGCGGCCGGCCGGCGGCGGGGUGCCAAGGCAGGGGGGGAGCUGAGGGUGUUUCUACGCAGGUAGAGCUGAUCGUGGGCCGUUCCGAGGAGGUGAUCCCGAGGCUGAGGGAGCAGCACAGCCUGCAGAGCAUCGAUUUCGUCUUCAUGGAUCACUGGAAGCGUUGCUACCUGAGGGAUCUGCAGCUGUUGGAGGAGCACGGGUUGCUGGCCGAUAGGGCAACGGUGCUGGCUGAUAACGUGGUCUUUCCAGGAGCCCCACACUUCCUGCAGUACGCCAAGACGUGCGGGAAGUAUCGCUGCAGGGUGCACCGUGCCAGCCUGGAGUACUGCCGUGCCAUCCCCGAUGGCGUUGCUGAGCUCUGCUACACCGGGGCCCGCUGAGCUGGAGCUGCCUGCUGGAAAU